UCCGAAGCAUAGCUAUGCCCUUUACAGUUACCGCUUGAACCUAACCCCAUCCGGCAGUAUUACAUCACGCGUCUGGACGUGUUGUUUACCCCGACAUCAUCUCUCUAUUUCUCUACAAGUCCUCAAGUCCAGUACACCCAAUCUUCGUCGCAAGACUAAAUUCUCUCAAAUUACUUAUACUCACCAUGCCAACCGCCACCACCACCAACGUGCUCGACCUCACCACUGACAACGAGAUCAAGCCCGAGUUACUCAACGCCAUCGAGUCCGUCAAAGCCUCCACACUCCGCAGCGUUCUCAUGCAGCUAUGCCAGAAGUCAACAAUCUGCGCAAGUAACCUCGAAGAAAUAAUGCUAGUUCCGGACCCGCAGCUCCAAAGCACCACAACGAAUGGAUCGGCGACCAACGGCUCGAAAAAGCGGAAGCUCGAGACUAAAACCUCUCGGUAUGCGCGUUGCGUCCAAUGCAAAGAAGACUACGAUAUAGUCUUAAACGAGCAGUCGGGCGAAGAACAGUCCUGCAGAAGACACGAGGGUGUUCUGGAGAUGAAUGAGGACGCUUUCCCGGACGACGACGACGUUCAAUACUAUGGCCACAAGAUCGAUGUCGAAACCGAUUGGCGAGUGGACGAGUUUCCAGAAGACUUCACGUGGACGUGCUGCGGGCAGCAUGGGAAGGAGGCAGAACCGUGUCUUCGUAGCAGGCAUUGCAAAUCGAAGACCGGUGAAGGGCGGGGGAAGGUCUUUCGGCUCGUUGAUGGAGAUUUUCCGGCAGGCGAUGGAGAUGAGAGCGAGAGUGAGUGAUGAGGAUGACGGGGAUAAGGCUGAGGAUGAUUAAGGGUGGUGUAGAAGAAUCACAAGGGGCGAAAGAGAUGAACGCUGCAAUGGACUUGUUUAAGAACUAGGAAAAGCUUUCUCCCUAUUUGGUCAAGCUCUUCGACGCUACUUUCUGUACAACUACAUGUUUUCAAAUAGUUUCAAUCUGUCACGUGUGGAGCUUUCAGCAUACA
This is a messenger RNA of Mytilinidion resinicola, 1009 nucleotides long. RefSeq lists its product as uncharacterized. The record is from RefSeq and is a predicted model, not a curated record. The transcript has a single exon. The coding region runs from base 186 to 803 and encodes 205 amino acids. Lineage: Eukaryota; Fungi; Ascomycota; Dothideomycetes; Mytilinidiales; Mytilinidiaceae.